GAGGAGGAUCAGAGGCAGCGGAGCAGAGAAACAGAGCUGCAGCGUCCUCCGACUCUCACAUUUAAGCGUUCAUUUCUCUCGCGGAGGACCCGAAAGGACCAAACUUGUUAUUUUUUUUAUUUUUUAUUUUUUUUGCUGUUGUUUUUGGAGGCGACAGGAAAAAGCUCUACCCCUCUAGGCAAACAACCGUAAACAAGUCCAGAUGUUUCAUAUCUGAGGGUCGCUGUCACACGAGACCAGACCAGAGGACGCAUCCAGCGAGAUCUCGCUUCAUAUUUGAUGCGGGGCUAAAUUGGUCUGGCUGGCGAGAAUGGAGCUGAAGGCUUUGGUUGGAGGUGUUCUUCUGAGUUCGCUUGUUCUCUGGAAUGUUUUGGACUGUGUUGAAACUCAUCAGGACUCGACCGAAGCCGUAAUCAAUCUUUUGGAGGCUCUUAACUUCACUCACUCACCCCGCGGGAUAUCUAAGGUCAGAGGUCGUGUCCCAAAGACGUCAGCCUGGCGCUUGCGUCCCAACACGCCUCAUCUCAAACUACCCCAGACAUUUUCGGACUACCUCUCCAACACCUCACAGGGCGUCCUGGGUUUGCACCUGGUGGGCCGUCAGAGCAGAGGCUCGCAGGCCACCCUCGUCUCCUUCAGCUCCUCUACCUUCCUGCAGAACGGCGAGCGCCCCCUGCUGGAGCUCGUCUCCAACACCAAGGCAAACUGGCUGCAGCUGGAGUUCAGGUCAGCGGACGGCUUGAGGCCGGAGGUGCUGAAGAUGCCCGGCGGGAGUCCCUUCGUGAGCGGAGGUUGGGUGAGGAUGGCUCUGAGCUUGGAGCCCAGGCAGAUGGUGCUGUUUGUGGACUGCCAGGAUGCUGUGGUGCUCAAGCUGAAGGAAGGGGGACGAAUCCUAACUCUGUUCUUACCACAUGAUCUGAGGGUCAUCUUCUCCAGCACCGCAGGAAAAAAGACCAGCAAGUUUAGAGGUGUUUGGCAGACGGCUGAACUCUCCACCAGGGCAUAUGAGAGGCGUCCGUGGUUCUGUGACAAUGUAACAGACUCCUUUUCAGACACAGUCAUUCCCAGCUCUCCCACUGUACCUGCAAUCUAUGACCUGGAUAUGAUGCAGGAUCAGGGAGACCGUGGAGAUGGCAUAGUAUCAGCUACAAGAUCCCCCGCUGGAUCAAACAAGCGUCUUGGCCACCUGGAGAAAAACAUGAAAAACAUCCAGACCAUGCUGGACAUGCUGAAGAGACAGAACAUGGCCCUGCAGGAGAGAGUUGACUACCUGGAAACGUGUGAGUGUUUGAAGCGUAAGUGCGUGUGGGAAGGACGUGACGUGGAAGAGGGGUCCCGCUGGGCUCCCGACAGCCACACCGUCUGUUACUGCACCCAAGGGAAGGUUCAGUGCAACCGCCUGAAUGAAUGCAGCUUUCACGGUGAUAUUUAUAACAAUGGUGAUGUCUUCAGCCCAGAUGACUGCAAUCGCUGUGCAUGUGAACAUGGCAGAGUAGAGUGUAAUGUGAAUCCAUGUCCAUCACAGUCCUGUCAUCAACCACCUGCUCCUCCGACUACGUGCUGCCCUGUCUGCCAAACAAGAUGCGAAUAUGAGGGUGAGAUCUAUGAGAACGGAAAGGAGUUUGGGUCGAGAUCAAACCCUUGCCUCACGUGCAGAUGCUCUAACGGUCAGGUGGCGUGUGACCCCAUGCACUGUCCGCCCACCCCUUGUCCGACCCCCUACAGAAGAUCUGGGGAGUGCUGUCCCACCUGCUCCGCAUGUAAUGUGGACGGUCGUCCGUACAACGGCUCUUUCAGUUCCAUCGACGGCUGCCAGACCUGUUCUUGUCAGGGAGGGAAUCAGGAGUGUGUUGAUGUGCAGCGGUGUCCUCAGACGUGUCAGGAUGGUGUGAAGCCGCCGUUCGGCUCCUGCUGCAGAGACUGUUCUCGCUGUAACUUUGAGGGGCAGGUUAUUUUAGACGGCGUCUCUGUUCAACCCUCCCGUGACCCCUGCAAGCGCUGUGUGUGCAAUUCAGGAAAUGUAGUCUGUAACACUGAGAUGUGUCCCGAUAUUGCCUGUAAUUUGGUGGAGACUGUGGGUGGGCAGUGCUGUCCUAGGUGUCGAAGUUGUGUCCAGGACAAUGUGAGACACCAGCACGGCUCUCAGUGGAAGCUUCCUAGUGACCCCUGCACGACCUGUACAUGCACGGAGGGUGUGGUUCAGUGCGAGAUCGAGCGCUGUAAUAUCCACUGUCAUAACCCAGGUUCUCCUCCUCCUGGAUCUUGCUGUCCUGUCUGUGAUGGUUGCAGUUUGAAUGGAGCAGAGAUCCCGAAUGGGAUGUCUCUGCCGCCAGGACCCACCUGUGAUCCCACGUGUACAUGUGAGAAUGGAAAUAUUAAUUGUGUUCUGAAUCCUCCCUGCCCACCGACUCCCUGUCAUAAUCCAGUCAAGAGACGAGGAGAAUGUUGUGCACGAUGCGAGGAGUGCACUUAUGAGGGCGAGGUAUACGCAGACGGCCAGACUUUUGUUUCCAGACAAAACCCAUGCUUAAGAUGUUAUUGUUCGGGUGGGCAAGUGUCAUGUAAUUCUGAAGUAUCUUCAUGUUCGUCUAUGAGUUGCACUCACCCAACAACAUCACAUGACCAGUGCUGUCCGACUUGCAACGCUUGUGAACAUGAAGGAAGAGUUUAUGAAAAUGGAGAAGAGUUCAGGCCACCUGGUGGAGGUCCAUGCAUCCAGUGUUCAUGCAAGAAUGGCAACGUGAGAUGUCAUCAGGAAAGAUGCCCGCAGUUGACCUGUGCAGUGCCCACUCCAGCCCCUCCUAACUCCUGCUGUCCAGUGUGCGGAGGAUGCAUGUGGAAUGGUGCACAGUAUGAAGAAGGAGCCACGUGGACUGAUGCUGGACGAACAUGUUUUUGUGCGGGUGGAGAGGUGAGGUGUAGUAGUAGCGCUAACGACUGUCAAGAUCCGAUCCCCGCACCCUGCCCAACUACCCCAGAUUGCUGUGGUGACUCCUGUGGGCAGUGCCAGUACAAGCACCACAUGUAUUCAAACGGUGAAACGUUCAGAGACCCGGAUGACGCCUGCACGACGUGUACCUGUCAGGAUGGUCAGACAACAUGUAAUCCAGCAUCAUGUCCGGGACUGACGUGUGCUACUCCAUACACUCCUCCUGGAGAGUGCUGUUCCCAGUGUACAGCCUGCAUCUAUGAGGGCCAUGAGUAUCAGAACGGAGAGCACUUUCCAGACCGGUCUGAUCGAUGCAGUAAUUGCGUGUGCAGAAAUGGUCAGGUGACCUGCAACAGGAGUCCAUGUCCAAACCCAGGAUGUAGUGACCCCAUCACCCAGCCGGGCCACUGCUGUUCAGUGUGUGAUGGUUGUCAGUAUGAGGGAAGAGUUUAUGCCAAUGGUGAGUCAUUCCAGUCCCCCACAGCACCAUGUGAGCAGUGCAGAUGUUCUGACAGCCGUGUCUAUUGCGAGAGGAACCCGUGUCCUCAGCAGUGCCUUCAUGCGGUGAGUUUGAGGGACUGCUGUCCGGUGUGUGACAGCUGUCUGUUUGAAGGGCUGAGGUACGAAAACACACAGACGUUCUACUCCCCCUCAGACCCCUGCAAGCGCUGCGUGUGUCAGAGCGGCUCCGUUCUGUGCAGCCCGGUCGACUGUCCCUCCGUUUCCUGCACUAACUCCAUCACCCCGCCGGGACAGUGCUGCCCACAGUGCAGAGUGUGUUAUCAGGAAGGUCGGGAGUAUUUAGAAGGACAGAGCUUGACCCUCCCCAAUGAGCCCUGCAUCAGGUGCACCUGUCUGGAUGGUGAGGUGAACUGUGUGGGUCCUGAGUGUCCUAAACUGUCCUGCAUGUAUCAGGUCACUGAUCCCGGCUCCUGCUGUCCCCGCUGUAGAGGCUGUAUUUAUGAUGGCAUUGAGCAACUUGAAGGCAGUACCUGGUUUGCGUCCAGCAGUCCCUGCAUGUCCUGCAUGUGUGUGAAUGGAGUGACCACCUGCUCGGAGGUCCACUGUCUGUCCACCUGCCUAAACCAGAUUAGCGUGCCGGGCGAAUGCUGCCCAGUGUGUGCAGACUGUGUGUACGAAGGCCGUGUGUACAGCCCUGGAGAGAGUUUCCACCCCUCUGAUGACCCCUGUCAGAUCUGUUCCUGUGAGGUGAUGCCAGACGGGGAACAGCACUUGCGCUGUUACAGGAAGCAGUGCCCAAGUCUGGUAGACUGUCCUAAACACAACAUCCUAAACAGCGCCUCUGACUCCUGCUGCCCUGUCUGUGCACAGCCCCUCAGUAACUGCACAGCUACACUGAUCGGUAAUGAAGUGUUGGCCACCGAUGAUCCGUGUUUUACCUGUCAGUGCAAGGAUUUGACAUGGACGUGUAUCCAUCGGGGCUGUCCUCCUCUCAGCUGUCCUUUGGCCGAUCAACACACACCGCCGGACUCCUGCUGCCCCGUCUGCGAUGAGUGUGUAUUAGAGGGCGACCAAACCCACGUGCCGAACGGCCAAAGAUGGACAGACAAGGAGAACGAGUGUGUCACCUGCAUCUGCAAUCAAGGGCAUAUCGAGUGUGAUCUGCAGGAGUGUCCUCCUCUCGAUUGUCCGGAUGGAUCGAUCAAAGUGAAGAACCCUGGGAAGUGCUGUCCUGAAUGCACAGGCAUCAUAACUGUGGUGUACUCCAAAGGGUGCGUGUACGACGGUCAGCACUACAACCACAAUGACCACUGGGAGGUGGACGAAUGCACGUCCUGCACCUGUGUGUACGGAGACGUGCACUGCCAGACCCAGAGAUGCCCAGCGCUCACGUGUGCCUCGGAUGAAACGCCGGCUCUGGUUCCCGGAGUGUGUUGCCCUCACUGCAUUCCUCACCCCGCCACCUGCAUUGUGUUUGGAGACCCUCACUACCGGACAUUUGAUGGAAAGAUGGUGAACUUCCAGGGGACGUGCUCAUAUGUUCUGGCUCAGGACUGCGAGGGAGGAGACUUCAGUGUUCAUGUGUCUAAUGAGGAUCGGGGACGUAAGGGAGUGUCCUGGACUAAAGAAGUGACCGUGUUUAUUGGAGAUAUUGUGGUACAGCUGUUUCAGGACAGGAUUGUCAAGGUGGAUUAUCAGGAAGUCUCUCUGCCGUUUUUGAAAGAACCGUAUGUUUACCUGGAGCGCAAGACCAACACCAUUCUCCUGAACACCAAUGUUGGACUGAAGGUGUUGUGGAACGGGCGUUCUCAUCUGGAGGUCAGCGUUCCUGGUACUUACAAGAAGCAUAUGUGUGGUUUAUGCGGCAACUUCAAUAACUACCCUCAGGAUGACAUGAAACUGCGCAAUGGACAGAUCACCAACUCUGAAGCAGUGUUUGGAAACAACUGGAAGGUGGGCAGUGUUCAGUGCCCUGACGUGAUAAAUAUUAACCCGUGUAAAGAAGCAGGAUACACGGCCCGUAAGACUGCGAACGCUCGCUGCACAGUGCUGAAGUCGGCCGUGUUUGAGCGCUGUCAUAAACUGGUGCCACCCGAGAUGUUCUAUGCUUCGUGUGUGUAUGAUCUGUGCGCCUGCGGCUCCAACACAGACGAGUGUUUGUGUGACGUGCUGGAGGCUUACGCGUCUGAGUGCCGUGAGGCUGGAGUUAUUCUGCAGUGGAGGUCCCCGAAACUCUGCGCUGUGGGCUGUCCGCUGGACCGGGGUUAUGUGUUUGAUGAAUGUGGGCCUCCGUGCCCUAAGACGUGUUUUAACAAAGACGUGCCACUCGGCGUGAUCGAGGCCCACUGCUUCAAACCCUGCGUGCCGGGAUGCCAGUGUCCCGCUGGAUUGGUGGAGCACAACGCUCACUGCAUCGCCCCCGAGAAAUGCCCCAAAAUUAUCCACGGCAAUCUCUGAGAGCCACAAACAUCACGUGGAGUCAAACCAGCUGAAUCCGAGAUCCGAUGAAUCACAACAAGCUCUUUAAUCAACAUGAAAUCAGUAUUGGCUUUUUCUUUUUUUAAUUCAUAUUCCUGGUCUUACCCCAUAAGAUCCAUUAGCGUACAUUAUUUCAAAUAUUUUAUGUAAGGUUAAAACGAAUUGUACAAAAUAUCCUGUUUCGUGCAGAAAUAAAUGUAAUCAAUAUAGAGAUUAAAAAUAAUAAUAAUAAUAAUAAAUACAUAAAAUGAUAAUUUCGCUUCUUCAUCUCACAAUUCAGAAUAAUUUGUAAUAAAUAGAAUUGUGAAAUGAAAAUAUUCAGAGUUUAUAGAUUUGUGUUUUCCCAUAUUUGCAAGGAAAAAAUCAGCUGUUGUUAUGAGAUAAAAUGUCAAAACUUAACUUUUAAACAGGCUUGGGAAUAGUUUAGUGUUGACUUUAAAAUGCUUGAACUUAAAGCCCAUAUAGUUUUUACUUUAUAUCUCAAUCCGUAUUCUACUGUAUACUGCAUUUAGUUGUUUUAUUGGUGCUGCUGUGUUUCUGACUGAUUAUAGCACACUGUGUAAACCUGUGUUUCAUGAUAGGAUCUUUUGAGCCAGAUGGACUGUUUACCUCUUUUUCCAAAGAUUUUCCUCUUUAAUUUGAUAUUUUGAAGUAAAUUAUAAGUUGAACAGUACAGAAGUGCAAAUCUGCCUAGUUUUAACUGCACUGUUUUUAAUAGGUCUUUUUCUUGGCUGUUGCACUGGUAUUGUGAUUUACAUAUUUUGUUACUUUCUUAAAAUACAGUUUGAUAAUCAAUAUGUUAGAAUCAAUUUAAUAUGUUAGAAUCAAUAUGUCAUUUGCAACACUGACAGUGAAUCUAGAUAAAAAUAGAAACACAAUGAAAGCUAAACCUAACAGUGCCUUGAUAGACUAUAAACAUUGGAUGCAAUGACAUUCUCAGGUUCUGUAAGCCAUCUUUUUUUUUUUUUGUAUGACAUUGUCUCAAACAUUGUACUCGCAUAUUUACUGUGUCACGUUAUUAUACAAAAUCCCGCUGUCAGUCUGUGUUUGUUCUUAUUUUGCACAUAAAGUGGUUUAUACGCAUGAAG
Puntigrus tetrazona (Sumatra barb) is the source of this 6957-nucleotide messenger RNA. RefSeq names its product kielin cysteine rich BMP regulator. The record is from RefSeq and is a predicted model, not a curated record. The transcript is spliced from 42 exons. Gene Ontology annotation, molecular function: protein binding. NCBI's taxonomy places the organism in Eukaryota, Metazoa, Chordata, Actinopteri, Cypriniformes, Cyprinidae. The coding region runs from base 311 to 5848 and encodes 1845 amino acids.